UUUAGAUUUGAAAACAUUUCGUAGAAAUUUUACUAUUGCGGUUUUUGCUCAUUAUUUUUUUUUUUAAUUAAAUAAAAGAAACUUUAAAAUUAAGAUUUUCGAAUUUAUAUUGAAAUAUAAAGCGAAUAUUAAAUAAUUUAAUUUUCCUCAAAUAAUAGGAAUUUAAGUACAGGAUGAGCUCAAAGUUAGCAAGUCAAACAACUGGUGGUCGUCGUACACCAUUAUCAUUGGGUCCUGCAAGUGGUCAGAAAUCAAAUCAAAAAUUAAAUGCUGAAUCUAAUCCACCUGAUUCAACUACAAUUGAUUUACGAAAUCGUAAAUCUGAUGACAAAUCCCCAAAUUUAGAAAAAACUGAUUCGCCAGCAAAAAUUUCAAGUGCCAAAGAAACAACAAACAAUUCUACAGAGAACAAGAAAGAAAAGACUUCAAAAAAAGACUCAAUUAAUUCACAAGAAAAUGGACAUGACGAUGAAAAGCAAAAUAAUAAAGACGAAAAGCAAAAUAACAAGGAUGAAAAGCAAAGCAACAAGGAUGAAAAAACUAAUUCACAAAAGGAUGAAAAUCCAAAGAAGGCUGACAAAAAAAUACCGCGUGAUAGCCCACGUAAUAAAGAUGGACUGAAAACUGAUGCCAAGGAAAAUAAUAAAGAAACUGAAAAGACUAAAACAACUGACAAGGAGAAAGGACGUGCUACUCCAAUUGAAAAGAAGGAAAAGAAGGAUCAAAGUGAUUUAAAAAAAACACCUGUUGAAGAAAUUGUUCUUCCAAAAAGAUCGUCUCGAGCAACUACAUUAGCCCAACAAGUUGCUAAACAAGAAACUGUAACAUUAAACGUUACUACGGAUUCUUUGAAACAACAAGCAGAUCUACAUGGUUUCGGAGAAUCUUUAGGGAAUGAUGUUGAAAUGGAAUCUCUUUUAUUAGAUGUUGAUGUAUCAGAGUCGGCAACAACAAUUCCAACAGCUGCCAAAACAUCUGCUCAUUCUCCUUCACUAAGAUCAUCAGCCCGUAAAGCUACAAAUGACGAAAUUAAAGAAAAACAACCAUCAUUAAUACCAAGGCGAAGUGCAAGAAAAGAAACUCCACUGAAAUCCCCCGAAAAAUUACCAGCAGUGGAUGUUCCAGUAACAUCAACUCCUGAUGGAAGUACUUUUUAUUCUUUACCUCCAACUUCGUUAAGGCAAAUUUCUGGUAGAAGAAGCUUGCGACCACUUAAAGAAUACACAUUUCAGUAUAACAGCAAUUAUCGUGAAUCAUACCGACGUAUUAAUACUGAAUUUGAUUGUACAAACAAUACAAGUAUGAAUGUUACGGUUGGUUCUGAGAGCGCGCCACAGAGCGAAUCUUUUAUAUCAUCAUUUUUUUCGUUUGGUCGGGGAAAAAAACGCACCCAUACACCGCCACCAACAGUUUCAACAACAGAUGAAAUUCAAGAUGAUGCUGUUAACACGAAUACAGCUAGCCCAAAACGUCCAAGAUUAGAUUUGAGUGGUUUAAUUGGAAUAGUUACAAGCCCCGUUACAAUGCUCAAAAAUCGUAUAUAUAGAGGGAAAGUUGAUUCAAGUACACCAAAUAAUAAAACAGAAGAUCUUGAAGAUGCUGAAGUGGAUGAGGAUGGUGUAGAAAAUGUUUCAGAAAUUAUUUCAGAAGAAAAGAAAAUUAUAUUGGAAGAGGAAGAUUCAAAAAAUGAAAAUGAUAACGAUAAUGAAGACGCGACAAUAGAUUUAGAUGACGAAGAGGAAAGUAAUGAAUCUAUUGAAAAGGAAAAAAGUGUUGAACAUUUGAAUAAAGUAGAAAUUGGUGAUGAAGUAAUGUCAGGUUUAAAUGAGGGUAAUAAUGAAGAGGUUGUCAAUUCGAAUAGACGAGGAAGAUGUCACAUAAUGUAAAAAAAAAAGUUGAAUUUUUUUUCUAGAUUAUUUCAGUUCAUAUAAAUACAUACAUAUAUACAUAAAUAUAUAUAUUUUUGACAUCAUAUUCAUUAAAUAUAAUUUUGAUUAAGAAAUUCGUUUCUGAGUAAUAUUUUUUUUUUAAUUAGAUUACAUAAAAUUAAAAAAAAAUGUAAUAGAUGAUUAUCUAAAAAAAAUUAAAAUAGAAGCAAAUGUUUUAGAAUCUAGUUUUAAGUACCUUAUAAAAUAAAAAUAUAAUUUGUUUAAAUAUACUUAAACAAAGAAAAAUUAUAUAAGUUAAUUUUAUUGACUAAGUAAUAUAUUUCCUCAUUAAGAGAUUG
Molecule: messenger RNA, 2227 nt
Organism: Condylostylus longicornis
Lineage: Eukaryota; Metazoa; Arthropoda; Insecta; Diptera; Dolichopodidae
Product: probable replication factor C subunit 1
Exons: 3
Coding region: 174-1886 (570 amino acids)
Source: RefSeq, a predicted model, not a curated record